UCCCGGCUGCCGGAGCCCUCGCGGCCCUGGGGAGAUGGCGGAGCUGGACAUCGGGCAGCACUGUCAGGUCGAGCACUGCCGGCAGCGAGAUUUUCUUCCAUUUGUAUGUGAUGGCUGUUCAGGAAUAUUUUGCCUUGAACACAGAAGCAAGGAAUCUCAUGGCUGUCCGGAGGUCACCGUAAUCAAUGACAGACUGAAGACAGAUACACACAAAUCUUUCCCAUGCUCGUUCAAGGACUGUACUGAAAGAGAGCUUGUGGCAGUUUUAUGUCCUUAUUGUGAGAAGAAUUUUUGCCUAAGGCACCGUCAUCAGUCAGAUCAUGAGUGUGAAAAACUAGAAAUACCAAAGCCUCGCAUGGCUGCCACUCAGAAACUUGUUAAAGACAUUAUCGAUUCCAAGACAGGAGAGACAGCAAGUAAACGACGGAAAGGUGCAAAAAAUAGUGAAACAGCUGCAAAGGUUGCGUUGAUGAAAUUAAAGAUGCAUGCUGAUGGGGAUAAGUCAUUGCCACAGACAGAAAGAAUUUAUUUUCAGGUUUUCUUACCUAAGGGGAGUAAAGAGAAGAGCAAGCCAAUGUUCUUUUGCCAUCGGUGGAGCAUUGGAAAGGUCAUAGACUUUGCAGCCUCUCUAGCCAGUCUGAAAAAUGACAAUAACAAAUUAACAGCUAAGAAAUUAAGGUUAUGUCACAUUACUUCUGGAGAAGCCUUACCCUUGGAUCAUAGUUUGGAAACUUGGAUUGCUAAGGAGGAUUGCCCCUUAUAUAAUGGUGGAAAUAUUAUUUUGGAAUAUCUUAAUGAUGAAGAGCAGUUUUUAAAAAAUGUUGAUUCUUACUUGGAGUAGUCAUUCAAGGAUUCAAGCCAGAAAUCACAAGGAAAAUUUUAUGUACAUGUUUAAAUCAAUCUCUUGUAUUAAAAGUAUGAAUUUUUAGUUGCUUUUUAAUUUAUUUCCAUUAUGUCAUAGUUUACAUUAUCAGUUUUCUAUUAAAUUUUCAGUUUUUGUUUUAUAGUUUGUACUGAUACACACUUACUGGAGAAUUUUUGUAUUUAAUUAAUUCUAUUUAUUAGGGUAUGCUGUUAAAACAACAAUAAAGAUCUGUGUCUUGUUUA
Messenger RNA from Lepus europaeus (European hare), 1107 nucleotides. RefSeq names its product zinc finger AN1-type containing 1 (gene ZFAND1). Bases 35 to 841 code for a protein of 268 amino acids. Gene Ontology annotation, biological process: cytoplasmic stress granule disassembly. The transcript is spliced from 8 exons. Gene Ontology annotation, cellular component: cytoplasmic stress granule; cytoplasm. Lineage: Eukaryota; Metazoa; Chordata; Mammalia; Lagomorpha; Leporidae. The record is from RefSeq and is a predicted model, not a curated record. Gene Ontology annotation, molecular function: zinc ion binding.